AAAGCUUGCCAAGGUCAUCAUGUCGUACUUCAGACCUGACCUUAACUUUGAGACGGCUUCAGAGAAAGAGUUAGAGGUGUACAUGUUGAUAAAAAGCUGCUGGGAAGAAGAUCCAGAGAGAAGACCGGACUUUAAGAGGGUGGAAAACUGUCUGGGGAAAAUCAUCAGUAAAAUUCACAACCAGGACAAUGAGAGCUACAUAGACAACAUGAUCCGCCGCCUGCAGAUGUACUCGAGGAACCUGGAGAACCUGGUGGAGGAGAGAACGGUUCUCUAUAAAGCUGAGAGGGACCGAGCAGACUGCCUCAACUUCAUGCUGCUGCCCGGGUCUGUUCACACUGGAAACAGCACACUAUAACAUCAACACAAUGGUCUGAAAACAUAGAAAUAUGGCAGCAUUUAAGAGGCAAUAAGUAUUUAGUGUACCAUUGUC
Messenger RNA from Notothenia coriiceps (black rockcod), 433 nucleotides. Its product is annotated as heat-stable enterotoxin receptor-like. Gene Ontology annotation, molecular function: peptide receptor activity; guanylate cyclase activity; protein kinase activity. Gene Ontology annotation, biological process: protein phosphorylation; receptor guanylyl cyclase signaling pathway; cGMP biosynthetic process. The record is from RefSeq and is a predicted model, not a curated record. NCBI's taxonomy places the organism in Eukaryota, Metazoa, Chordata, Actinopteri, Perciformes, Nototheniidae. The transcript has 3 exons. The coding region runs from base 20 to 358 and encodes 112 amino acids. Gene Ontology annotation, cellular component: plasma membrane.